Messenger RNA from Dermochelys coriacea (leatherback sea turtle), 3983 nucleotides. It is a transcript of the gene PRKCG, whose product is annotated as protein kinase C gamma. Gene Ontology annotation, biological process: protein phosphorylation. Gene Ontology annotation, molecular function: ATP binding; diacylglycerol-dependent serine/threonine kinase activity; zinc ion binding. Bases 595 to 2655 code for a protein of 686 amino acids. NCBI's taxonomy places the organism in Eukaryota, Metazoa, Chordata, Testudines, Dermochelyidae. The record is from RefSeq and is a predicted model, not a curated record. The transcript has 18 exons.
CAGCUGACACACGGGCCGGCCGGCCAGCAGCUUCCCUGCCGGCGCGCCCGUCCCCACCUCGGCCCCCGGCUCCUCUGUCGCCUUCAGCCCUCCGGUCCCCGCCUCCUCUUCCAUCCCUCGUUCUCCAUCCCCCCUGCUUUCAUCCCUCCUUCUCCUUCUCCCUAUCCCUCAUCUCUUCUCCCAUCCCUCCGUCCUCUGCCUUCUCUCCAUCCCUCUCUUCUCCCUCCCUCCUCUCCAUCCCUUCUCUCCUUCCAUCCUACCUUCUCUCUCCCAUCCCUCCAUCCUCUGCCUUCUCUCCAUCCCUUCUCUUCUCCCUUCCCUCCGUCCUCUGCCUUCUCUCCAUCCCUCUCUCCUCUCUCCCUUCCUUCUCUCUCCCAUCCCUCCAUCCCCGGCCUCCUUCUCUCCAUCCUCCCAUCUCUCCAUCUCUUCUCUCCCUCUGUCCCCCGCUUUCUCCCCCUCCCUCUGUUCUGGGCAUCCCUUCUGCCUCCUCCAUCCAUUCAGUCCCUCCCUUCCCUCCGUCCCCCCUUUCCUCUUUCUGUCUUUCUUCCCCCCCGGCACCACUCCCGCCCGGGGCUGGGGGGCCCAGGUGGGGCCAUGGCGCUGGUCACCUCGCCCACCGAGCUGGAAUGCCUGGCCAAGCCGCUGUUCUGCCGCAAGGGGGCGCUGCGCCAGAAGGUGAUCCACGAGGUCAAGAGCCACAAAUUCACGGCGCGAUUCUUCAAGCAGCCCACGUUCUGCAGCCACUGCACCGACUUCAUCUGGGGGAUUGGGAAGCAGGGACUGCAGUGUCUAGUCUGCAGCUUCGUUGUACACAAACGGUGCCAUGAGUUUGUCACCUUCGAAUGCCCAGGAGCCGGGAAAGGACCCCAGACAGAUGACCCCCGGAGCAAGCACAAGUUCAAGAUCCACAGCUACAGCAGCCCGACUUUCUGCGACCACUGCGGCUCCCUGCUCUAUGGGCUGGUGCACCAGGGCAUGAAGUGCUCCUGCUGCGAGAUGAGCGUGCACAAGCGCUGUGUGCAGCGUGUGCCCAGCCUGUGCGGGGUGGAUCACACCGAGCGCCGGGGCCGCCUGCAGCUCCGCAUCGAGAGGCUCGGCGGGGAGGAGAUCCGCGUCUUCGUGGGUGAGGCCCGGAACCUCAUCCCCAUGGACCCCAACGGGCUGUCGGACCCCUAUGUGAAGCUGAAGCUCAUCCCGGACCCCAAGAACGUGAGCAAGCAGAAAACCCGGACUGUGAAAUCCACUCUGAACCCCGUGUGGAACGAGACCUUCCUAUUCACGCUGAUGCCAGGAGACAUGGAGCGGCGGCUGUCCGUCGAGGUGUGGGAUUGGGACCGCACCUCGCGCAAUGACUUCAUGGGAGCCAUGUCCUUCGGCGUGUCGGAGCUGCUCAAGGGACACGCGAACGGAUGGUACAAGUUACUCAACCAGGAGGAAGGGGAGUAUUACAAUGUCCCCGUGGCUGAUGCUGAAAAUUGUGAGCUGCUGCAGAAAUUUGAGGCCUGUAACUACCCGCUGGAGCUGUACCAGAAGGUGCGCCACGGCCCGGGCCCCUCGCCCACCCCCAGCCCCAGCCCCACAGACUCCAAGCACGGCAGCUUCUUCGGGACCAGCCGCUUCCACAUCUCCGACUUCAACUUCCUCAUGGUGCUGGGGAAGGGCAGCUUUGGGAAGGUGAUGCUGGCCGAGCGGCGGGGCACGGAUGAGCUCUACGCCAUCAAGAUCCUGAAGAAGGACGUGAUCAUCCAGGAUGACGACGUGGAAUGUACCAUGGUGGAGAAGCGGGUCCUGGCGCUGAGCGACCGGCCGCACUUCCUCACCCAGCUGCACUCCACCUUCCAGACCACGGACCGGCUCUAUUUUGUGAUGGAGUACGUCAAUGGCGGAGACCUCAUGUACCACAUCCAGCAGGUCGGGAAGUUCAAGGAGCCUCAUGCCAUGUUCUACGCCGCAGAGAUCGCCAUCGGCCUCUUCUUCCUGCACAACAAGGGCAUCAUCUAUCGGGAUCUGAAGCUGGAUAACGUGAUGCUGGAUGCCGAGGGCCACAUUAAGAUCACGGACUUUGGGAUGUGCAAAGAGAACAUCUUCCCUGGAGUGACCACCCGAACCUUCUGCGGGACCCCCGACUACAUCGCCCCGGAGAUAAUCGCCUACCAGCCCUACGGGAAGUCGGUGGAUUGGUGGUCCUUCGGGGUGCUGCUCUAUGAGAUGCUAGCAGGGCAGCCCCCCUUUGAUGGGGAAGACGAGGAUGAGUUGUUCCAGGCAAUCAUGGAGCACACGGUGUCCUACCCGAAGUCGUUGUCCCGUGAGGCCGUCUCCAUCUGCAAAGGGUUCCUUACCAAGCACCCCCUGAAACGCCUUGGCUCGGGGCCGGCCGGGGAGCAGGACAUCCGGGAACACGGCUUUUUCCGCUGGAUGGACUGGGAAAGCUUGGAGCGCCUGGAAAUCCCGCCGCCCUUCACCCCCCGCCCAUGUGGGAGGAGCGGCGAGAACUUUGACAAGUUUUUCACGCGGGCGGUGCCCGCGCUGACCCCCCCGGACCAGCUGGUCAUGGCAGGGCUGGACCAGAGCGAAUUCCAGGGCUUCACCUACAUCAACCCUGACUUCGUGCACCUCUCGCUGCGCCCCCCCACCUCCCCCAUCUCCAUGGUCUGACUCACCGGCUCCCCCAUGGCUUAACCGGCCCGCAACCUGAGUGCUUCCCCCCAAUCUACCCCCCACAUGGUCUGACCCGCCCCCCCCCGGGUUGUGUGCACAGAAAUGCAACCUCCUCUGGGGUUGGGUGCAGGGGCUGGGUAUAGGGGGACCCCUCACCCGCCCCUAGUUAAUGGCUACGCAGCAAAUCCGCAAAAGAAGUUUGGGACAGGAAAUGAAAGAGAAUCUCGCACCCAAACACAACCACGGGCCGGAUUUCAGACGGCACCACCUGCAAGAGGAGAGUGUCCCCUAUUGAGCCCCCUGCUCCCUGCAGCCCAGCGCCCCCCUAGCACCACCCUGGGGCUUCGGGGCCAGCCCUGCCUGCCUGGGAAGAGCGCCCCCUGCCGAUCCCCCUGCAGCCCAGCACCCCCUCGUGCUGCCUUGGGGCUUCAGGGCCAGCCCUGCCUGCCCAAGAAGAGCGCCCCCUACUGAUCCCCCUGCUCCCUGCAGCCCAAGGCCCCCUAGCACCACCCUGGGGCUUAGGGGCCAGCCCUGCCUGCCGGGGUAGUGGGCCCCCUGCACUAAAUAGCUUUGAACAUGUACAUAACUCUGGGGGCGGGGAGAGAGCUUGAAGGUUGGGGGGGACAAUUGCUGCUUCCUCAGUCUCCCCUUAACACACCCCCCCGCAACAUAUAGACCCCCUUCUCUGGUGCAUGGAGUACAUAUAUCUGCACAUCUAUAUUUACAGCUGUAAUGCACAGGCCAAUCCCCCGCGGCUUUCCCCAUCUGUGCCCCACCCCGCCAACGGGCUGGGGCUGGGGCCCAGGGUAUCAGAGUCUCAGACAAUCCCCAGGCUGGGGGAGACACCCACUUCCCAGCCUCAGGCUUGGUGUGGGGCGAGGGUUCACCUGGAAGAGGUGAAGAGAAUGGCGGGACCAGGACUGCUGGUCCUGGCUCUGGGAGGAGAGUGGGGUCUAGUGGUUAGAGCCAUAGGGAGCAGGCUGUUAAUCAGGGCCCCCCUGCUCUACUCAGCAGACCCCACUCCCCUCCCAAAGCUGGGGAGAGAACCCAGGUGUCCGGGCUCCCUGCCCUUCCUGCAGGAUCAGAGGAUUCCAAGGGAGGGGAGCUGUUGUCCUGAGAUGAGCCCACUCCUAUCCCAUGAGGGGGCGGGGGUCUGUUCUUGGUCCCUGCUCCCCCCUGUUCACUCAUUCAGUCCAGCCCUGGUCUGAGUCUUUUACCCCCACGGUCUAAAAGUGCCCCCCCCCCGCUCUGAGCACCCAGCUCUGUGUCCGGAUGUGAAGAGCCCGGCUGAGCGCCGCAGUUCAGUAUAAAAGGUAUUUAUCCAA